AGGCGCCUGGCGCACCGGCGGGAGCGGAGGCGCGGCGCGCGACCGCCUGCUAGCCCGAGCUAGUGGCCCGGGGAGCCAAGAGGGUCCGCGCCCGCCGGGCGCCGCUGUCCUGGCCGCCAUGUGCUCCCAGCUCUGGUUCCUGACGGACCGGCGCAUCCGCGAGGACUACCCGCAGGUGCAAAUCCUGCGCGCCCUCCAGCAGCGCUGCUCCGAGCAGGACGUGCGCUUCCGGGCGGUGUUCAUGGACCAGAUCGCCGUCACCGUCAUCGGCGGCCACCUCGGCCUACAGCUGAACCAGAAGGCGCUCACCACCUUCCCGGAUGUGGUGCUCGUUCGCGUGUCCACUCCGUCGCUGCAGUCAGACAGUGACAUCACGGUCCUGCGGCACCUGGAGAAGUUGGGCUGCCGCUUAGUCAACCGCCCACAGAGCAUCUUAAACUGCAUCAACAAAUUCUGGACCUUCCAAGAGCUGGCUGGGCAUGGGGUCCCCAUGCCAGAUACCUUCUCCUACGGUGGGCAUGAAGACUUUUCAAAGAUGAUUGAUGAAGCUGAGCCCCUGGGCUACCCGGUCGUGGUGAAGAGCACACGAGGACACCAGGGAAAAGCUGUUUUUCUUGCAAGAGAUAAGCAUCACCUCUCAGACAUCUGUCAUCUGAUCCGCCAUGAUGUGCCCUACCUGUUCCAGAAGUAUGUGAAGGAGUCACACGGAAAAGAUAUCCGGGUGGUGGUGGUCGGGGGCCAGGUGAUAGGCUCGAUGCUUCGCUGCUCCACGGACGGACGGAUGCAGAGCAACUGCUCCCUUGGUGGCGUGGGCGUCAUGUGCCCGCUGACAGAACAGGGCAAGCAGCUGGCCAUUCAGGUGUCCAACAUCCUGGGCAUGGACUUCUGUGGCAUUGACCUCCUCAUCAUGGAUGAUGGCUCCUUUGUGGUGUGUGAGGCAAAUGCCAACGUCGGUUUCCUCGCCUUCGACCAGGCGUGCAACUUAGACGUGGGCGGGAUCAUUGCAGACUAUGCCAUGUCCUUGCUGCCAAAUAUGCAGACUGGGAAGAUGGCCGUCCUCCCAGGACUGUCUAGUCCCAGGGAGAAGAAAGAGCCAGACGGCUGUGCGUCAGCUCAGGGAGUUGCAGAGAGCAUCUACACCAUCAACAACGGGUCUACCUCUAGUGAGAGCGAGCCUGAACUGGGUGAGGUCCGGGGUUCCUCCGCGAGCACAUCAGGGCCCCCGCCGCCCACGCUGCCCACGCUGCCCACGCUGCCCGAACCCAGCUACAACAUUAACAACAGGAUUGCUUCUGAAUUAAAACUGAAGUGAAUUCCUGCUUGUCUGGCAGCAUCUAAGCCAAAUCCUACUGCUUUCCUAGUAGUUUUGAAUGAAUAAAAUCUGGGCUAAUGUGAUUUCAUUUGCACAGAAACUAGAAAUCCCAUCUGGGCACUCGGCAUUCUUUCUAACGAUGAUUUAAGCAAAUGGCCUAGCUUUGUGGUUUUUACAAAGACUAAUCUAAAAACACUCACCAAGAACAACAUCCUGGCUGAUCAAUUUGGAGCGAGGUCUGCUCAAGCACUUGGAUAUCACAACUUAUUUUAAGGCGCUGAUUCUGUGCUGCCGCUUCUGGCUUUUAGCAAUAGAGUCCAUUAACUCGUAAAGGCUCCUGGAAAUACUGUCCUCAAAAGCAACCUCCGGAUGGAGGCAUGUGCAGAAGAGGUGGAAUGUGACUGCAGUUACGUGCUUUUCGUUAAGAGUUGUGUGUGUGUGUGCGAGAGAGAGAUGCUUGGAGAAUACACAGUUCGAAUAGUAAUUAGAGGAUGGAUCUCUGUUCCCCAUCAAUCACCGUUUUGACCAUAUUUCUAUGACACUCAGGAUAUGGUGUUCUAGGGAGCUUCCUCAUUAGCAUUUUCAAUGAAGCACUUUGUUGAAAGUAAAAUUGAACGUUCUUCAACUUCACUGGUUGGCAGAUGUCCUGCUCUGUAACUGGGGCGCUCUACAAAUCUCUUUGCCAUUCCACAUUCACAGACCCUGCUUCAACCAACGCCAGCCCCAGCAGCCUCUUGCACCUUUGCUGCCUUUGGCCUCAGCUGGAAAUGCACUUUAAUGAGCUAGUGGCCACACACUUUAUUUCUUAAGCAUGCACUAGAAACAAACACCAUGGACUUUCUUUUCAGUGGACAAUUUUCCCGUGUCAUCCAGAAGCCAUUGGUUUAUAUCAUGGAAAGCUACUGGAAGAUAAUCAUCUUCCCCCUCCUCUACUGAAGCUUUGUGUACUGCUUAGCUGUAGGAGGGGUUUUUUUGUCUGAGUUGGUUUUGCGGGCUUAUUAGGUAGAAACAGCCAUUGGAAAUACAGUCCAGUCCCCUUGAUAUUCUAGUCUAAUCCAGGUUCCAGAGACCUGUCCUUACCCACUUUUCCAAAUUGGGGAGACUCAAGUACCAGGACUUACUCAUUGCACAUUUUGGGGGGAGUUAGAUAAUGACAUGACACCAAGUGCUUUUCAUUUCAACUCUUCAAGCAGUAGAUGAUGAUCCUUCCCGUCCGUGGAAGCGGAGUGCUCCACUUCUGCUGUACAAAGUAUGACUGGAAAUGAGCAAGACCACCUUUUUAACCAAAUCACACGCACUCAAGAGCUACCAUAAUCAGGGUCAUUUCCUUGGGAGACCAUCCUCUUGAGCUGCGAUGUUGCAUGUGCCAAGAACACACAGAAUCCCUGUUUGGAGUUAUCUUUGAAAUGAUGCAAGGAAAGAGGGCUUACAACUUCAUAGUCAGGUCUUUUCUUUUACACCACCCCUCCCCAGAGGUGGUCCCAAGUCCAUCACCCAUUUUAUUUAUCGGACUUAUCUUCUAAUGCUCUGGCUGUUAAAAAAAAAUCACUGGAUGAAAAAUAAAUCUACCCUUGUGGGACAAAGACUUAACAACACUGAGAAAGCUUUUAAGGAGACAGUUUUCAAGGAUGGCUCUAGAAAUGUUCUGAGUAAGGCCGGCUUCACUAGGCUAAACACACAUCUUCCCAAGGUGACUACUUCGAAGGCAGCAACACCCAUCUGGGGGCGUAAACUCCUGUACUUGUUCCACUGUCAAUGUGAAAUAUGUAUAAGGUCCAACAAUUCCAUUGUUUUCACAAAACAUGUAAGUAGAAAUUGGCUUUUAAAAUACUGUGGCUAAAAUCAGACCUCACCAUGUAACGGCUGUACAGUUGGAAACUGUUCCGUACCGUGUGAUGGAGAUGCCACACUACACGGUCCAGCAUAGGGCACAUGCUCCUCAACUGUAACUCGAGUGAUGUGUCCUGUAGAGUUGGAAAUGGUAAUCCUUCACCUUUACAUGGGUCAAGACAUGUAUCUUAACGUUUACCACUCAGGGUAGGUUUAGAAGGAUAGUUCUAGGUCUGUCCUUUCUGGAUUUGGCCAGAUGCUUUCUUCGUCAGCAUCAGAACCAGGUGAUAGCCUUCUGGAAGCUGCAUUCACUCAUUCUCACUGUUUAGUGUAAGCCCGGCCUUCUCACUUUAUCUAAAAGCAUGCUCAUGGGCCCUAUCCUGAACACAGCAGCUAGAGACUGCGUCCAGAUUUGUCAAAGGGGACUCGUUUUCCAGCUGCUCGUGACAUCUGUAGUCAUUGGCAUCGUCACUUGGAACCUAGCCCUGUCUGGAAGCAGAGAAAGCUGGAUCACAGCUGGACCGCAGCCCCGCUCCAGGGUUUUCUGCACUGGCUGUGGACUCUGCGCCUCAGUCAGGCGGCUGGGCCACUGUCCCAGCUGCCCAGAAGGCCUGCUGGGAGGAACAUGGGCACAGAGCCAGAGCCAGACUGUGGCUCUGGCUCUGGCUCUCCCCUUAAGCAGCCGAUUGAACCCAUACGAUCAGGUGGUCUCUUUGCCUCUGUUUUUCAAUUCUUCAGGUAGGGAAGGUGCCCAUUCUGCUUACAUUUUGAGGGUACUUUGAAGUUGGAAUUCAUUCAUGAGACUGCAUUAUAUGGGAGGUGGUGGAGGAAUACCCUCCACAUCUGGUUUUAUAACAGUUGCUCAUCAUUCCUCCUCCAAGUUCAGGAAGAAAGAGGCCGUGAAUUCUGGGCAUUAGCACACUAAACAGUGGUAGAGGCCCUAAAAAAAGGAUGCAGUUUCUCAGAGGCUUCACAGCCUGGAAGGAGUAAGGCUCGCAGUGUAUCCAAGCAGCCGGCUGGGUGUUGCUGUAUCUAACCUAAAACUCUCGACUCCUGUAUACCAACUAACAGUCUUCUGUAACAACUUGCAGUGUCUGUGUACGGUCUUCCCAUUAUCUAGUAAUAGCAUCUUGAAACUGGUCAAAACUUGAAUGCCAAUAGCUCAGUCACUCAGAAUAUAUACGAUUCUGUAUUGGGAAAAAUGUCUUUAUGCUAUCUGUCUGAUUGGUGAUGGGUCUGGGGUUGCCAGAAUGUGAAUCUGGGGCUUUCGGUCUUUAGGAUGUGAUAAGCAGCAUAAGUGGAUGAUAAGCUACUAGUGCCACAAUCACAGGCUCGUGGCUCCCAGCUGAGAGGGCAUCCCGUGACAGCUGGGCACAGGGUGAAGAGAAGGAGAAAGGUCCGGGGUAGUUUUAUGACACUUCAGUGAGAGAGAAGGAAUUGGGAUCAUGUGGAAUUCUAGUGGGAAGAAGGAAGAAAUGGCUGUUCUGUGGGUUGUUUUAAUGAAAGAAUCAUGGAAAUAUAUUGGUAAGAGGUAGGGGUCUAUUAAAAUUAUUCUGCAUAAAUAGGACACAUGGGUUCCCAUCCACCUCUGUUAAAAUGGGACAGACAUGCCUCAUUCCUUCUUUAGGGCCUGAUAGCUGCUGGUCUUGAGAGCACUCUGAAUGUAAAUCAGAAGGAGAUCGAAGCAGGUAACUGGUGCUUCCAAGAUCGUCCAAGUCCUAGCUGACCCUCCCUGAAGUGAAUGGACCAGAAUCACCUGUGUGGGGAAGCCCGGAGCCAUAGCUCUCUGGGGCGGGUUUAAGGUCAUUUCAGAGAGUGAAUCCAAAGUCAGUAAGACAAGCCACUUCAGCAUAUCACUUUCUUUUGCCCCUGGAGGUGAGGCUUCCAUUUGCUGUCAGUCUGUGCAGACAUUUUGGGAAGAGCACUGACAACAGCCAUCCUUGUCACUGCCCUUGAAGUUGGUGUUCUGAGACCUGCUGCUGUAGCCUGAUAGGAGCCCCGGUGCUGUUUCUGACUGCCUUUGAGACUCCAGAUGCGAUCACGGCCUUCAAGUGUUUCACCUGAAAGACCAUCCCUCUCAGGAAUACAUUAUUUUAAUCCUUUCUUAAAACUAUUAUACUUCCAUUCCAGGUCUAUGGUUGGACCCUGCAGCUCUCCCUCCUGAAAUUCACAAAGCGGAAUACAAAAAUGUUCCAUCAAGCCUUUCCGUUUCCUUCUCCAGGUGUGGUUCCCGUGCCAAAAUGAGGCACUCUCCUGGGCCUGGUGCUGGCAUCCCAACCAGGUAGCAGUCUUGCUCUGUCGUUUCCUGUUUGCUGAGGCUCCAAGGCAACACUCAGUCACCUGCUGAGCCAGAUUUGAGGCAACAGG
Phyllostomus discolor (pale spear-nosed bat) is the source of this 5509-nucleotide messenger RNA. It is a transcript of the gene RIMKLA, whose product is annotated as ribosomal modification protein rimK like family member A. Gene Ontology annotation, cellular component: cytoplasm. Gene Ontology annotation, molecular function: metal ion binding; ATP binding; ligase activity, forming carbon-nitrogen bonds. Lineage: Eukaryota; Metazoa; Chordata; Mammalia; Chiroptera; Phyllostomidae. Gene Ontology annotation, biological process: protein modification process. The record is from RefSeq and is a predicted model, not a curated record. The transcript has 5 exons. The coding region runs from base 119 to 1312 and encodes 397 amino acids.